Messenger RNA from Letharia lupina, 828 nucleotides. RefSeq lists its product as uncharacterized. The transcript is spliced from 4 exons. Lineage: Eukaryota; Fungi; Ascomycota; Lecanoromycetes; Lecanorales; Parmeliaceae. The coding region runs from base 1 to 828 and encodes 275 amino acids. The record is from RefSeq and is a predicted model, not a curated record.
AUGGCAGACUCACAAGAAUCCGCAGACGCAUACGAGUACCAGAAAGCACACCUCAGUGACAACAAAAAGGCGGAGAUCAUUGCGCCAACUGUGAUUUUUCUUGCUAUUGCAUACACUGCGGUCUUCUUACGAUACAAAUCUCGGCGUAUUGCACGUAUAACGUUGAAGGCUGAUGACUGGUGUAUUGGGUUGGCUUUGAUUACGACAACAUGCUUCAUCAUCGUCUACUAUCUGGGAAUAAAAUACGGUAUGGGGAGACAUGAGAUCUUGAUCACGGAUCCCAAAGCAUGGGUUAUAAUUAUUGUCUCAACACAAGUUCUAUACAGCAUCAGCAUUUGCACCAUCAAGCUCUCCAUCCUUUUCCUCUACGACCGCAUUUUUGGCACCCCUAAACCAAUGUUCAGGCACAUUUUGCGGGCAAUGGGUGGCUUCGUGAUCGCCUACGGCGUGGCCGGAACACUAGGGACCAUCUUGCAAUGCGUACCACUAAGUGACUUAUGGAAACCUCCUAGCAAUGGUCCCCCAGUAUGCAUUGAUUUUGGCACGCUGGUAAUAACAAUGGGCGUCCUUAACAUAGUGACCGAUAUCACUAUACUUGGCCUACCGAUACCCCUUGCUGCAUCCGCCUACAUGGAGAACUCGUCGAAGAUGCAACCUCAUCCUUCUGACCAACCGAUUCAUCGGUCCCUAUCAUCGCCUCAGAAGCUGAAGAUUACUGCCGCAACGUCGCAAGCUCGACAGUCUCGAAGGCAUGCGCAGGAUACCCCAGAGCAUCACGGCCAGCCCUCUAGUGUCUCAUCCUCGGGACCGGCCAGCCUCUGGGGCUGA